Messenger RNA from Brachypodium distachyon (stiff brome), 1187 nucleotides. RefSeq names its product putative glycine-rich cell wall structural protein 1. The transcript has a single exon. Bases 56 to 946 code for a protein of 296 amino acids. NCBI's taxonomy places the organism in Eukaryota, Viridiplantae, Streptophyta, Magnoliopsida, Poales, Poaceae. The record is from RefSeq and is a predicted model, not a curated record.
UCUGCUAAGCACCCAACUCAUCUCACACUCUAGCUAGCUACCAAGGUUACUCACAAUGGCUACUAGCACUAAGCUUGUAGCUCUUGGCUUCGUUGCUCUCCUGAGCAUCGGGCUCACCGAUGCAGCAAGGAUGCUCGCUAGCUCCUCCAGCGCCUCCGGCGGCGGAGGCGGCGGGGGUGGUGGAGGCGGUGGCGGUGCCACCGGUGGAAGUGGCUUUGGUGGAGGAUCCGGGGCCGGUGGCGCCUCAGGGUAUGGUGAGACCUUCACAAGUUCUGGUACCCAGUACAACUACGCCCAGGGAGCUGGUGGAGGAGGAGGAAACGGUGGCGGCGGCGGGUCUCAGGGCGGGUUCGGUUCUGGUUCCGGGACCGGCUACGGCACCGGUAGCGGUUCGAGUGGCUCGGCGUCAGCCCCUAGCGGCAGUGGGUAUGCCAAUGGUGCCGGUACCGGUUCAGGCGGUGGCGGCGGCGGUGGUUCCGACGGGACCAGCGGGACUGGUGCCGGAGGCGGCCUUGGUCAAGGCUCUGGCUCGAGUAGCAUAGCAACAGCACCGGCUCCCAGCACUGGCGAUGGUUCCAGCUCCUCCAUUGCCGGCGGUGGUGGUAAUGGUGGUGGCGGUGGCUCCGGCGGAGCCGGUGCUCCCAGCGUUGGUGGCGGUUCUGGCUUUGGGGCUGGACAGGCUGGCAGUGACUCCACCACUGGAUCAGGCUCUGCCAGUGGAUCGGGUAGCGGCGAGGGUGGUGGUACAGCUGCAGGUGAUGCUAAUGCACCAAGUGUUGGAGUCGGCUCUGGCACUGGCUCUGGAGGAGGACAAACCAGCACCGGUUCAGGCUCUGCCACGGGUAAUGGUAGCGGCACCGGCGGCGGCGGCGGUAGCAGCUCGAACGGUGGGUCUGGCAGCGGUGGAGGCAGCGGUUCCGGUACCGGUAACGGUGGGUUCCAUUGAAACCCCAUGGUUGGAACUUGGAGCAAGCUAGAGUCAGAGCCCCGCAAGCACUUAAUUAGUCUCUUCAUUCGUUUUGCUAUUCCAGAUCAAUUUAGUUUCCUUUCCAUUUAGUGUAAUAAAGGGCUCAAAAAUUCUAGUGCAGUUCAUAUGUAGUCGAGCAAUCAAGUGAGAUUCUUAUAAGAUGGUCAUCUCGCAUAAAGAGUUAAAUAAAGCAUUUGAAGAAUACAGUACCUCUAUCUUA